AUGUCUUACGCCGAUGCAGCUGCCAAGGGCCCCAAGCAGUCCCCCGAGGAUGCUCGCGCUCCCCCUAUGGGUGGAGUCUACCACGAUGAAUCCGAGAGCACGGCCUCGUUGAUCGACGUUGAUGGCCCCCAUGUGCAGACUGUGGAGUCCGAUUUCCUCGAGAACGAUGUGAAAACCACCACUCAGGCGGAGCGGAUAGAGCGCGAAGCCGAUGAGGAGGAGAAGCGUGAGAAUGAGGAGAAGAAGAAGAAGGCCAAGACCCACAAGGUGAAGAGCAGUGGCAUCUGUGAAAACAGCUGCAACCCUGUCUUCAUUGCCAACGCCGCUAUCGCAACUGUGGUCGGUGCAGGCCUCGGCUUCGGCGCCUACAAGCAACACGCGCGGGGCAACCUCUCCUGGGAACUGGUCGGACUCUCUGCCGGUGCUGUUGGAAUCUUUGGUGCCGUGGACUACUUGGUCAGCAAGUGGUUCUUGCAGAACAAGUUCCCCCCCAAAUAG
Molecule: messenger RNA, 498 nt
Organism: Penicillium concentricum
Lineage: Eukaryota; Fungi; Ascomycota; Eurotiomycetes; Eurotiales; Aspergillaceae
Exons: 4
Coding region: 1-498 (165 amino acids)
Cellular component (GO): mitochondrial outer membrane
Molecular function (GO): nascent polypeptide-associated complex binding
Source: RefSeq, a predicted model, not a curated record